Molecule: messenger RNA, 1245 nt
Organism: Myotis brandtii (Brandt's bat)
Lineage: Eukaryota; Metazoa; Chordata; Mammalia; Chiroptera; Vespertilionidae
Gene: ACP6
Product: acid phosphatase 6, lysophosphatidic
Exons: 11
Coding region: 1-1194 (397 amino acids)
Biological process (GO): dephosphorylation
Molecular function (GO): phosphatase activity
Source: RefSeq, a predicted model, not a curated record
AUGAAAUCUACCACGCGGCCGGACGGCCAGCACCCCGUGGACCGGAGCCUGUUGGAGCUGAAGAUGGUGCAGGUGGUGUUCCGACACGGGGCGCGGAGCCCGCUCAAGCCGCUCCCGGUGGAGGAGCAGGCAGAGUGGAAUCCCCAGCUACUGGAAGUCCCACCGCAAACUCGGUUUGAUUACACCGUCACCAAUCUGGCUGGUGGCCCGAAACCACCUUCUCCAUUUGACUCUCAGUACCGGGGGACCGUCCUGAAGGGGGGCAUGUUUGCUGGGCAGCUGACCAGUGUGGGCAUGCGGCAGAUGUUUGCCCUGGGCGAGAGGCUGAGGAAGAACUACGUGGAGGACAUCCCCUUCCUCUCGCCAACCUUCAACCCACGUGAGAUCUUCGUUCGUUCCACUAACAUGCAUCGGAACCUGGAGUCGACGCGGUGCUUGCUGGCUGGCCUUUUCCAGUGUCAGAAAGAAGGACCCGUCGUCAUCCACACUGAUGAGGCGAGCUCUGAAGUCCUGUACCCCAACUACCAGAGCUGCUGGAGCCUGCGGGAGAGAACCAGAGGCCGGAGGCAGGCUGCCUCUCUGCAGCCAGGAAUCUCGGAGGAUUUGGAAAAGGUGAAGGAGGGCAUGGGCAUUGCCGAUGGUGAUGGAGUGGACUUCUUCAUGCUCUUUGACAACAUGGCUGCUGAGCAGGUGCACGGCCUCCUGAGCUGCCCAGCGCUGAGGAGAAGCGCACGGAUCAUUGAACAGAGAGCCGUGGACACAGCCUUGUACAUGCAAAGUGGAGACAGGGAAAGUCUUCAGAUGGCGGUAGGACCAUUUCUCCACCUCCUGGAGCGCAACCUGCUGACGGCGGUGGACCCGGCCACGCCCCCCGGCAGCCACAGAAAGCUGUACCUCUACGCGGCUCACGAUGUGACCCUCCUGCCUCUCCUGCUGGCCCUGGGGAUUUUUGACCACAAAUGGCCACCGUUUGCUGCUGACGUGACCAUGGAACUCUACCAGCACAGGGAAUCCCAGGAGUGGUUUGUGCAGCUCUAUUACCACGGGGAGGAGCAGGUGCCGCGAGGCUGCCCGGACCAGCUCUGUCCACUGGACAAGUUCUUGAACACCUUGUCAGUUUACACCUUAAGCCCAGAGAAAUACCACACACUCUGCUCUCAAGCCCGGGUGACGGAACUUGGAAAUGGAGAGUGACUGCUUAUUCACGUGGAUGUAUUGAUUUUAAAUAAAAUGCCCUACACAGUG